AUGCCCGAAAUGACAUCUCGACGCUUCUACGUUGAGACCAGCCCCGAGGGGCGGCCUCAGUUCGUCACUGUCAAGCGAUCCCGAUCCUACCAUCACCACCGUCACUCCUGCGACUACUACAAGGUCAGCCGUGAAGAGUGGAAGACUCUUGUCAAGCAGAACCAGCAGCUUGAAGAGGCCAACCAGGACUUUGCUGCUCAGAACGAGACUCUGAGGGCGAGGCUCCAUAACGCAGAGGCCGAGACUCAUCGCCUGUGCCAUGUCGUUAUCCCUCAGCUCAGGGACCAAGUCGAGCACCUUGCGGCCGAGAAUGAGUGCCUCCGUCGAUCCAUCGACAAUUCCUGCGACUCUACAUCCCGGAGCCAUCGCGAAAUGGAUAAUCUGCGGGCCAAGGUCUGCCGUCUGGAAAAGGAGAACAAGACGCUGAAGGACGAGAACGGUGACCUCCGCUACCGUGUGUGCCAGCUGUCCAAACAGAUCGACCAUAACCUCAGCCGCCGUGUCGCCGACUUGACCAAGCAGAUCGAGUACUGGACCAACCAAUCUGGCUUCUGGAAGAAGACGUACGAGGAGCUGCGGGAGCGCCACAUUGGUCUCAUCACUGUUGUCGAGUCCAAGACGGAGAAGAUUGAGGUCUACGAGGAUAUCCUCAAGCGGCGACGUGUCUGUUAA
Molecule: messenger RNA, 672 nt
Organism: Fusarium falciforme
Lineage: Eukaryota; Fungi; Ascomycota; Sordariomycetes; Hypocreales; Nectriaceae
Product: HAP1 N-terminal domain-containing protein
Exons: 1
Coding region: 1-672 (223 amino acids)
Source: RefSeq, a predicted model, not a curated record